Molecule: messenger RNA, 2823 nt
Organism: Salvia miltiorrhiza (redroot sage)
Lineage: Eukaryota; Viridiplantae; Streptophyta; Magnoliopsida; Lamiales; Lamiaceae
Product: probable serine/threonine-protein kinase At1g54610
Exons: 7
Coding region: 730-2490 (586 amino acids)
Biological process (GO): positive regulation of transcription elongation by RNA polymerase II; protein phosphorylation
Cellular component (GO): cyclin-dependent protein kinase holoenzyme complex; nucleus
Molecular function (GO): RNA polymerase II CTD heptapeptide repeat kinase activity; ATP binding; cyclin-dependent protein serine/threonine kinase activity
Source: RefSeq, a predicted model, not a curated record
GUAAACAUUUUUCAUUUCGCUCCCGGCCAAAAAAUCUGUCUGCACUCUCUCUCUCUCUCUCAAAUCCCUCUCUCUCGCAUCUUAUGUGUUCAAAGAAACAGUAAGCGCAGAUCUGCUGCUUGAUCGUUUUCUCCACUUCAUAUUUUCGUAUCAAUACAAAAAACCAAACUAAACAGUGAGGAAUUUUCCUUUUGCAUAAGCUCACUGUGAUCUUUUCUUCAAUCCCAAACAAAGCAGAGUUCAAUCAAACUAUUUAAGCAUUUUUCUACUGUAUAAUAGUAUUACUGUCUUUGCUUUUUGUAGGUAUACUUGCUUCUUAGAUUAUUCUUGUUGGUUCCAUAAGUUGUGGGCUUUGUUCAAAUCAUAAUUGUUGCUUCUGCUUUUUGGGCAGCGACUGAAUUUCCUCUUUCCCUUUUCCUUUUUUUCCCCAUUGGAGUGUAAGAUCACUAUUUAGUUAAGAAUUCCUUGAUAAAUACACUUCUGAGUAUUUAUUUUUCUUGAAUUUAAGCUGCCCAUUUGCCUAAUUUGCUCAAACUCGAGGUUUAUUGUUCGUGUCUCGUGAAUUUCUUUCACCUGUGCUAGAUUGUGGAAAUUCUAUUUGAUUGAUCUGCGUUGAGAGUUGAAUACUUUUUACUGAAUCUUCUUGGAAAUAUUUGUUGGUUUUGAAUGAGGUGUAUGAUUAUACUAUGUGGCGAGGUACUGAGAUAUGAGAGUUAGGGUUAUUGCGAAAUGGGGUGUGUAUUCGGGAAAGAGAUUUCGUCGUCUGAGCGAGCUAGUGGCGAUGUAGCUGGAAAGGGGAGAAGUAAAGGGGAAGAGAGAGAUUCUGAGAGGAGAGAGAAAGUAGUUGUUGGAUCAGUAAAUAAAUCAGAAGGAGAGGCUGCUAGUGGUGGUGAUGGUGGAGGUCAAGUCCCGAAUGGCAGGGAUAAGAAGGAGGAGAGGAAGGAAGAGAAUGCUCGACAGCCGAGAGGCGAGAGGAGACGGUCUAGGCCAAAUCCGAGGCUGAGCAAUCCUCCUAAGAAUAUCCAUGGUGAGCAAGUGGCUGCUGGAUGGCCUUCUUGGCUCUCUGCUGUGGCAGGCGAGGCGAUCAAUGGGUGGACACCUCGUCGUGCUGAUUCAUUUGUAAAGAUUGAUAAGAUUGGGCAAGGUACUUAUAGUAAUGUGUAUAAAGCUAAAGACGCCAUAACGGGGAAAGUUGUAGCUCUAAAAAAGGUUAGAUUCGAUAAUUUGGAGCCCGAGAGUGUGAGGUUCAUGGCUAGGGAGAUUUUGAUCCUGCGCCGUUUGGAUCAUCCCAAUGUGGUGAAAUUACAAGGGUUAGCGACAUCAAGGAUGUCGUGUAGUUUGUACCUUGUUUUCGAUUACAUGGAGCAUGAUUUGGCCGGUCUUGUUUCAAGCCCCGGAAUCAAGUUUACAGAACCUCAGGUCAAGUGCUACAUGAAUCAGCUGUUGUCCGGCCUUGAACACUGUCACAACCGCCACGUCCUGCAUAGAGAUAUUAAGGGCUCGAAUCUCCUCAUUACUGAUGGAGGAGUUCUUAAGAUAGCCGAUUUUGGAUUGGCUUCCACGUUUGAUCCCAAUAGCAAGCAGCCCAUGACUAGCCGUGUGGUCACUCUGUGGUAUAGGCCGCCUGAGCUGCUUCUUGGAGCCACCCACUAUGGCGUAGGUAUUGAUUUGUGGAGCGCUGGGUGCAUUUUAGCUGAGCUAUUUGCCGGGAAGCCAAUCAUGACAGGCCGUACGGAGGUGGAACAACUUCACAGGAUCUUCAAGCUAUGCGGUUCUCCAUCUGAAGAAUAUUGGAAGAAGUCGAAGCUUCCUCAUGCGACCAUAUUCAAACCACAACAGUCGUAUAAAAGAUGCAUAAGGGAGACAUUUAAGGAUUUCCCUCCGUCAGCAUUGUCUUUAAUUGAUACUCUACUGGCAAUUGAUCCCAGCGAACGUCAAACUGCUACAGCUGCGCUAAAGAGUGAAUUCUUCACAACCAAGCCUUAUCCAUGUGAACCUUCCAGCCUUCCGAAGUAUCCACCGAGUAAGGAGAUGGAUGCUAAGCGACGUGAUGAAGAAGCCAGAAGGCUACGAGCUGCUGGUAAAACUCAAGCUGACGGUGCAAAGAAACCUCGGACACGAGAAAGGGCAAUGCGGGGAGUUCCUGCUCCCGAAGCCAAUGCUGAGCUACAGGCCAAUAUUGAUAGACGGCGUCUGAUUUCCCACGCCAAUGCAAAGAGCAAGAGCGAGAAGUUCCCUCCUCCGCAUCAAGAUGGCGGGUUGGGCUACCCUCUGGGGUCGUCUCAGCACCUCGACCCAACCUAUGAUCCUCCCGAUAUACCCUUCAGCUCGACUAACUUCUCGUACCCUAAAGAUCCGAUGCAGACUUGGUCCGGCCCAUUGGCUGACCCUGCUGCUGUCGGAGCCCCAAGAAGGAGAUCGAAGCCAUCGAAGAAGGAUCAUCGGAAAGACAAGAAUUCGGGCCGGAAUAAAGAGAGAGAUGACUUGUGAUACAGCACUCUUUCCAUCCCUCCUCACGUACAUGAAGAAAAGGUGCAGACAGCUGCAGAUUAUUGUGUUAUAUCCAUCUUUGGCGGGAAUUUUUUUUCCAAACUGUUUUAAGAGGUAAUAUAUAUAGAUAUAUAUAUAUAUAUCUUUUGGUUUCCAUCUGUUUUCUUGAUACUGCCAAUUUCUAUCUCUCUCUCUCUCUCUUUUGUAAACAUGACAACUUUUACUAUGCAUUGCUAAUGUUAAUUUUUUGUAAACAUGAGAAGGUUUACUAUGCAUUGCUAAUGUAAACAUGAGAACUUUUUUGUAAAAUUAUUAUUUCUUUCUUCCCUUUAA